This is a messenger RNA of Triplophysa rosa, 8842 nucleotides long. RefSeq names its product myosin X, like 1 (gene myo10l1). Gene Ontology annotation, molecular function: ATP binding; protein binding; cytoskeletal motor activity. Gene Ontology annotation, cellular component: cytoskeleton; myosin complex. The transcript has 40 exons. The coding region runs from base 512 to 6628 and encodes 2038 amino acids. Lineage: Eukaryota; Metazoa; Chordata; Actinopteri; Cypriniformes; Nemacheilidae. The record is from RefSeq and is a predicted model, not a curated record.
UGCUGCAUUUAAAUCCACAUCUUAUCAUAUAAGACGCAACAUGCUCCUCGAUUCUUGUAUGACUUUGAGCGUUGGUUUUAAAGUCAUGGCAUGUUAUGCAGGAAUGAUUCUUUCGUUCACUACCGGUAUGCACGGUAAAGGCUGAACCGGAGGGGCUGUCUUUACGCACGUGCGCCGCCCCACCGGAGACGCGCGAGCGGACGCGGGUGCGCACACCGGAGUCAGCGCGCGGAGUGUGUGUGGACGUCGACUUUAGAUUGAUAAAAAAAAGACACGUACAGAAACGAAACACCUGACCGUUUUCUGUUUUCCACCGGCCGUGUCAUCCGCCAGCUGUCGCGUUUCUCUCUCCACAGACUGCGUUCACACCUCGCGCAGGAUUGCAGUGCGCCGCGCUCCGUAAACAUCCGUGAAUGGAAAGCAUCUGCAUAACACGCGUAUAUUUGCUCCUGAAUCGUCUGCAUUUUUGUGACCGAUCGGCUGGACACCGGGACAGCAGAUUUUAGGGAAGAUGGAGACCUUCUUCGCAGAGGGUGCUCGGGUGUGGGUGAAUCAUAAAGAUCAGCUGCUGCCGUCUACGGUGAACUCCUGUGGAGAUGGAACGCUGGUACUCACCACUGACUACGGGGAGGUGCUGUAUCUUCAGCAGACAGAGAUCAACAGAGACAAGGUGUCGUCCAUGCAUCAGAGCAGCAUUGAUGGAGUGGAGGACAUGUCAACACUGGCUGAACUUCAUGAAGCUGCCAUCAUGCACAACCUCCAUCAGAGAUACCAGAAAGACCACAUCUAUACAAACAUUGGUUCUAUACUGGCGGCUGUGAACCCGUAUAAGCCAAUCACAGGUCUGUAUGAGAUCUCUGCCGUGGAGCUGUACAGUCAGCAUCAUCUGGGUGAACUGCCGCCUCAUAUCUUCGCUGUGGCCAAUGAGUGUUAUCGCUGCUUAUGGAAGAGACACGACAGCCAAUGUGUGCUCAUCAGUGGUGAAAGUGGAGCUGGGAAAACAGAAAGCACCAAACUAUUGUUACAGUUCCUGUCUGUCAUGAGUCAGAACUCGGCCGGGACGCCACCGACAGAGAAGAGCACACGUGUGGAGCAGGCCAUCGUACAGAGCAGCCCCAUCAUGGAGGCAUUUGGAAACGCCAAAACCGUCUAUAACAACAACUCCAGUCGCUUUGGGAAAUUUAUUCAACUUCAUUUUUCACAGAGCGGAAACCUUCAGGGCGGAUGCAUCGUCGACUAUUUGCUUGAAAAGAAUCGAGUGGUCAGACAGAACCCGGGAGAGAGAAACUAUCACAUCUUUUACGCUUUGCUGGACGGUGCAAAUAAAAGCCAGAAGGAGACAUAUUUACUGGAAGAUUCCCCUGAAUGCUUUCAUUACCUGAGCCAGUCUGGAUGUGUGAAGGAUCGCAGUCUUGACAACAAACAGCUUUACGAUGACGUCAUGGAGGCUUUGAAGGUGAUGGAGUUUUCGGAGGAGGAGAUCAGAGACAUGUUUAAACUCUUGUCUGGAGUUCUUCAGCUUGGUGAUGUUGAGUUCAUGACAGCAGGUGGCGCUCAGAUCACCACUAAACAGGUUCUGAGUAAUGUGAGCGAUCUUCUGGGUCUGGACUGUUUCCAGCUGAAUGAGGUUCUGACGCAGCGUUCAAUGAUCCUCAGAGGAGAGGAGAUCUGCUCACCGCUCACUGUCGAACAGGCGAUAGAUUCCAGGGAUUCGGUUGCCAUGGCGCUGUACUCCCAGUGCUUCUCGUGGAUCAUCAUGAGAAUUAAUCAGAAGAUAAAAGGCAAAGACAAUUUUAAAUCCAUCGGGAUUCUCGACAUCUUCGGCUUCGAAAACUUUGAGGUGAACCGCUUCGAACAGUUUAACAUUAAUUAUGCCAAUGAGAAACUUCAAGAAUAUUUCAACAAACACAUCUUCUCUCUGGAGCAACUGGAGUACAACCGGGAAGGGAUUCAUUGGGAAGCUAUUGACUGGAUGGAUAAUGCUGAAUGUCUGGAUCUGAUAGAGAAGAAACUGGGUAUGUUAGCUCUUAUCAAUGAAGAAAGCCGAUUUCCCAAAGGCACUGACUUCACCCUGCAGGAGAAACUACACAGCAGACACUCCACGAAUCCUUACUAUGUGAAACCCAGACUGGCAGAUCAUCAGUUUGGCAUUAAACACUAUGCUGGAGAGGUCUUGUAUGACGUGAGGGGUAUUUUAGAGAAGAACAGAGACACAUUUCGAGAUGAUAUCCUGAACAUGCUGAAGGACAGUCGACUGGAUUUCAUCUAUGAUCUGUUUGAGCAAGUGAACAGCAGGAACAACGAGGAAACUCUGAAGAUGGGCACGGCAAGAAAAAAGCCCACCGUCAGCUCUCAGUUCAGAGACUCUCUUCAUUCCCUAAUGGCCACUCUCAGCGUGUCCAACCCCUUCUUUGUGCGAUGCAUCAAACCCAACACGGAGAAGACGCCGAACAAGUUUGAUCCAGAUGUGGUUUUGAAUCAGUUGCGUUAUUCUGGUAUGUUGGAGACGGUGAAGAUCCGCAGAGCUGGGUUUCCCGUGCGCCGCACGUUUAAAGAUUUCUUCAGCAGGUAUAAGAUCAUUCUUAAAGAGAAAGAAAAGGCCGCCAUGUCCUCCAACGGAGAUGAGAAGAAGAACAGCACAGAUCUGCUGAUGGUUUAUGACGGGACUAAGAAGGAUUGGCAGCUCGGGAAGAGCAAAGUGUUCCUAAAGGAACCUUUAGAACAGAAGCUGGAGAAGCAAAGAGAUGAAGUGAGGAGUAAAGCUGGACUGAUCAUACGAGCCUAUAUUCUCAGAUACAUCGCAAGAAAGAACUAUAAGAAAGCGCUGACCAGCAUCGUGAGAAUCCAGAAGAACUACCGCGCUCAUCUCUAUCGCCGACGGUUUCUACGGCAACGGUCGGCCACACUGGUCCUCCAGAAACACAGACGAGGACAGGUGGCUCGAGGAGUCUGUCGCAAACUCAGAGAGGAGAAGAAGAAGAGAGAAGAGGAGGAGAGGAGAAGGAAAGAGGAGGAGAAGAAAAAUGAAGAAGGAAAGAAAGCAACGGCUGAGGCUCCUUGUUCUUCUUCUGAAGAGAGUCGUCAGAUGGAGGAGAUCCUGCAUUUGGAGCGAGAGAUCCAACGUCUGCAGAAGAAAAGAGAAGACGGCGUGUCCAUGCUGUGCGAGAGCUCCAAACAGGAGCUGCGUUUACGGCGUGACGCCGAGACCUUACGUCAGAAGAAAAAGGCCUCCCGCGCCGCCACCGAAUUCUAUGACCUGUUAGACACCGGCGGCCCAGAGGUCAUCCCCGGUUCUCCCAAACGAUCCGCCUCCAGACCCACAACCUCCACAGAGGAAGAGGUAGACGAGGGCUUCCACGCGGAGGAGGAGUGCGUCGCUCUCCAGCGGUUUCCUCCACCUAUAGAAGGUCCUGUGGACGAGGGGAUUUUAGGCUCUCUGCCUCCUCCGCCUCCUGACUUUGCCGAGGGUACGGUGGCUCCGUCUGCUCCCAACGUGCCCCCCGGAGCUCCGCCCCCGCCUCCGCCCCCUCCACCUCCUCCACUCCCUGGAGAAGCUAAAAACGAUGCAGAAAAGCCCGUGGAGUCUAAAACAGUGAAGGCGGAUGAUGAUGAUGAUGAUGAGAAGAAGGAGGGAGAGGAUGUGGAUCGCUCCAGCAGGGUUACAGCAGCCGAAUCUCUACCGGACGCAGAAGAACCCAUCUACAGUGUGCCGGGAGACGGGGAGUCAGACUACGAUCAGGAUGAGCUGGAGGACGGACAGAGCAGCAUCGCAGCGACGGACGCAGAACACGCACGCAAAUCCACCUGCACCAACGCAAGCCAAGAGUCUUACAACCGCAGCUCAGAUUCUUACGCUGAGAGUGAUGAAGAUCAUGAUGGAGGUGUGGACACAGACGAAGAGGUGUCCAAUGGUAAAGUCAACAUCUUGAACGGGAACGGACCCCCGUAUUUCCACAGUUACCUCUACAUGAAGGCUGGUCUGAUGAUCCCGUGGCGCAGGCGUUGGUGUGUUCUGAAGGACGACACAUUCAUGUGGUUUCGCUCGAAGCAGGAGUCGCUGAAGUCAGGCUGGCUGUAUAAGAAGGGCGGAGGUUUGUCCACACUGUCGCGCAGAAACUGGAAAAUGCGCUGGUUUGUCCUGCGUGACACCAAACUCAUGUAUUAUGAGAACGACAGCGAAGAGAGACUGAAGGGAACCAUCGACAUCCGCUUGGCCAAGGAGAUUGUUGAUAAUCACGAGAAGGAGAACGCUCUGAAUAUCGUGACAGAUGAGAGAACGUAUCAGGUGUUCGCCGAGUCACCGGAGGACGCCAGCGGUUGGUUUAACAUGUUGAGUCGGGUGGCCACCGCCACACCAGAGCAGCUGAUGGAGAUGUCUCACGAACAGGCUAACCCGAAGAACGCGGUGGGCACGCUGGAUGUUGGAUUGAUCGACUCCGUGUGUGCUUCAGAUAAUCCUGACAGGCCCAAUUCAUUUGUGAUCAUCACAGCCAAUCGUGUGAUUCACUGUAACUCGGAUCUGCCGGAGGAGAUGCAUCACUGGAUCAGUCUCUUACAGAAACCUAAAGGAGACACAAAGACGGACGGACAAGAGUUUCUGCUCAGAGGUUGGCUUCAUAAAGAGGUGAAGUCGGGGGCUAAGAGCUCGGCUCUCAAACUGAAGAAACGCUGGUUUGUCUUGACCAACAACUCUCUGGAUUACUUCAAGUCUUCUGAACGCAGCGCAUCAAAGAUGGGCACUCUGGUUCUGAACAGCUUGUGUUCUGUUGUCCAACCUGAAGAGAAGACAUUUAAAGAGACGGGUUACUGGAACAUCAUCGUUCACGGGCGGAAACACUCGUAUCAUCUGUACACAAAGGCGCUGAAUGAGGCGAUGCGCUGGGUGUCUACCACACAGGGCGUCAUCGACAACAAACCUCUCAUUGAAACACCCACACAGCAGCUCAUAAGAGACAUCAAGGAGAACAGCGUGAACUCCGAGGCCGUGGAACUGAUGUAUCGCAGAAACCCCAUCCUGAGAUAUACCCAGCAUCCCCUGCAUGCACCUUUGCUGCCACUGCCGUACGGAGAGGUCAACGAACCCCUGCAAAAGGAGAAGGGCUACGGGAGCCUGCAGGACGAGGCGGUGAAGAUCUUUAACUCGCUCCAGGAGAUGGAGAUCGUCUCAGACCCCGUGAACAUCAUCCAGGGCAUCCUGCAGACCUGCCACGACCUGCGGCCACUCAGAGACGAGGUGUACUGUCAGCUGAUCAAACAGACCAAUCACGUGCCGCAGCCCAACAGCCCGGCGAACCGUGCGCACUGGCACCUGCUCACCUGCAUGAGCUGCACCUUCCUGCCCAGCCGUGCCAUCCUGCGCUACCUCCGCUUCCAUCUGAAGAGGGUUAGGGAGCGUUACUCUGGCACCGAGAUAGAGAAGUACGCACACUUCAUCGGUGAGUCUCUGAAGAGGACAAAGACGCGGGAGUACGUGCCGUCUCAGGACGAGAUCGCCGCCCUGCUGGUCAGACAAGAAAUGACGACGACUGUGUACUGUCACGGCGGAGGAUCCUGCAAGAUAUCCAUCAACUCCCACACGACAGCUGGAGAGGUGGUGGAGAAGCUGAUUCGUGGUCUGGCAAUGGAGAACAGCAGGAACAUGUUCUCUCUGUUUGAACACAAUAAGGUGGCGAGUCGAGCUAUAGAGAGUCGUGUGAUUGUGGCUGAUAUUCUAGCAAAGUUUGAGAGGUUGGCGGGCGGUGAAGAGGAGGAGGAGGAAGGACCCUGGAGACUUUAUUUCAAACUCUAUUGUUUUCUGGACGUUGAAAGCAUGCCGAAAGAAGGAGUGGAAUUUGCCUUCAUGUUUGAGCAGGCUCAUGAGAGUUUGAUCAACGGUCAUUUCCCGGCAUGUGAGGACACUCUUCAGCACCUAGCGGCUCUGCGUCUGCAGUACAUUCACGGGGAUGUGGCCCGUACGCCCUGGAGUCUGAGCAGCGUGUAUCCGGUGGGUCGACUCCGCACGCGGAUCCUUCAGUCCACUAAAGCCGGAGCGACCGGAGUCCAGGGGGCUUGUAUGGUCGGCGCCGGAGUUCACACGUUAGAAAGGCGGAAGGCAAACUUUCUGGACGGCACCUUGAGACGCAGCUUUAAGACGGGAUCUCUGAAGAAACAGCGUGUGGAGGAGGAACAGAUGCUGGAGAUGUUCGUGAAGGAGGAGAUGUCGGCCACUCUCGCCAGCGUGUUGGAGAAAUGGAGUCGUCUGCAGGGAAUGCCUCAGCAUCAGGCCAUGCUUACGUACAUGACCGUCAUUAAAGAAUGGCCGGGAUAUGGAUCCACACUCUUUGACGUGGAGUGUAAGGAGGGAGGGUUUCCUCAUGAUCUGUGGUUGGGUGUAAGCGCUGAAAACGUCUCGGUGUACAAACGCGGUGAACCCAAACCUCUCGAGACCUUCCAGUACGAACACAUCGUUUUCUUCGGAGCGCCUCAGCCCAGCACUUACAAAAUCAUCGUGGAUGAACGGGAGAUGUUCUUUGAAACGUCUCAGGUGGGUGAGAUCACAAAGAUCAUGAAGGCGUACAUCAACAUGAUUGUGAAGAAGCGCUGCAGUGUCAUGUCCAUCACCAGCAACAGCAGCGCAUGGAUGAGGUGAUGGAAAACCAAUCAGAGAGCUGAAGGACCGUGACGUCAUCACAGCGGAGAAACGGCCGAGCGUGGAUCGACUAACACAACAGCCGCUCCAGCUUACUGAUGAUCCAUCGUGACCAGUUUUACUUUGACAAAGCACAACGACACAAGUCUUAUCUGUUCUCCGCCAGCACUGACUCAUCAGCAAACCCCGUUAGUUUCUUUCCAUUUCUUGUUUCCUAACACUCACACGGCAGGUCUGGAUAUUGUGUUUGUGUGUGUGAUUUGUGGAAUUCACACGCGGAGUUGUUUUAUAAAGCCGUGACCGCUGAGGGCUGUGUUUCUGGAGCGUCGCUUCAUCUGAUCUGUGCACAUCAGCUCAUAUUUGAGACCUUUCACUCAUCAUCAAAAGCACAACAAACCGUUUUUGUUUUAUUAAACAGCGGCGGCUAUACAUGAACGUGCUGACGUGGUACAUUUGAUAUGAAGACUCAGAGUUUGCGUGUAAAUUUUCCUCCAGCGACCCAAGACUUUUAUUCUGUACCGAUGCACAGCCGCCUGAAUGAGUGAUGUGAUGUUCAUCCGUGCUCUACUAUACAGACGGAGUAAUGGUGGUGUUUUAUAUAAAGCAGGUCUUGACUGUCUGCCCAAUGCCAGCCGCCAACAGAUAAGUAUUCAACUCAAGAUUUGGUAAGCAUGUCUUUGUAUCGUUUCACUACACGGAUGGAUUGUACGACACUACACUGUUGUCAUGUGACAGAUGGCAGUUCUGUUAGUUGGAGAUGUUUGGGUUAAACUGAGGUUAUAUUAGUUCAACCAUAGCCGCCACAAACUAUGCUUCUUGCUCAUUGGUUACUGGUGGUGUUGGGGGAGGGACAUUGUCAUUAUUUAUUAUCCUUUGAUUGGACAGAAAUAUGUGACAAACUGAGCAUUUUUGCUUCAUUUCCAGGGAUCAGAAAGACCAUUUUAAACGCAUAGAUGUCAUACAUUACAAUAUAAAUGAUCUAUAAACCUUCAAUUCAACUGAUCUCAUGAUGCAUUUCUGUUCUCAUGAAUCGACCGGCCCGUACCAAAUAUCCAAAGUGACCCGAUAAACAUUACCGUAAAACAUUUGAGACCAUGUCACGUGGACGUUGAACAUUAUUUUGCUGUCUGGCAUUUUAUCAUCUACUGCGAGGCCAAACCAACCUCGUGUCUUAUCACGGCUGAAUUCUUUGGUAUUCUGACCAGUUCCAGGCAGUUGUCAUGUGGUCAUACAGCCGGAGAGAGACGUAACAGAGAAAAACAUCAUCUUUUUCUUUAUUUUUUUGGUGUAUGAGUAUAAUCCUGCAACAGUACUUGUGUAAUUUUGCUGUUUGAUAUGCACAUGAUAUUUGUCCGUGUACUGCAAGCUCUUUUGUGAACGUGUGUUUUGAUUUAAUGAUGGAUUGACACAAAGAAGAGAAAAGAUGAUGAAAAUGUUUAUGCAAUGAAGCGUCUGUGUAUGGGUGUUUCUGAGUUAUGAUUAUAUUUAUGAAAUAUAUAUCUGGACAGGGGUCAUUGAAGGUUUGCUGUGUUUUUCUGACAUGAUAUAGUGUUAUAUGAUACGAUAGUGUUAUAGAUGAUAUUUGCAGAAGAGGGCAUUGUGAUACCUGUCAUGGGCAAGAGGACAUUUAUUGUGAUGAUGAGGAUGUGUGUGUGUGUUAGAAGCAGGUGGUGUGUCCCCUUCCAUCACAGUUGUCUGUCUCUUCAGACAAAUUAAUUUUCAAUUGAGAACAGAGCAGCCGAAAAGAAUCAGGUGCUACAGCGCAGUUUCACUCUGCCUCAUAUACACACGCUAACGCACACACACACAGACACACACACACACACAGAUCAGUAUAACACACACACACACAGAUCAGUAUAACACGCACACACAUUCAGAUCAGUAUAACACACACACACACACGCACACACACACACACACAGGGAUCAGUAUAACACACACACACACAGGGAUCAGUAUAACACACACACACGCACACAUAGGGAUCAGUAUAACACACACACACACACACACACACACACAGGGAUCAGUAUAACACACACACGCACACAGGGAUCAGUAUAACACACACACACACACACACACAGAUCAGUAUAACACACACACACACAGAUCAGUAUAACACGCACACACAUUCAGAUCAGUAUAACACACACACACACACGCACACACACACACACACAGGGAUCAGUAUAACACACACACACACAG